AUGAACAUUGCGGCCACUCACGAAGGCGUCGUGCAUAGCGAGAGUCCGAUGGACAUUAAGACUACCACUGAAGGCGCGGUCCACAGCGAGAGUCCGAAGAACCUUGCGACCAUACUUGCAGAUGACCCGCUUGGCGGGAGACCGAUAGACAUUGCGACACAACCUUAUCAUGGAGUCAUUAUGCGCCUAGCGGCCCUUGAUCGUACCGAGAUAUUUUGGGACAUUGCCAGAAGCGAGGGAUUCAUAGACGCGUCGGCGCUCAGAGAUGUGCUACAGCGUUAUGGAUUUCGUCCGCCAUCGAAAACACGAUACGCUCAGAUCAUGGCAAGCGAAGUAGUCGAUACGAGCGGUAAAGCAGCCGAUGCGACACGCAAAGUGGUCGACGCGAAAGGCAAAGCAGUCGACAAAAAAGGCAGAGAGGUCGACUCAACAGGAGAAGCUAUUGAUGCCAUGCUACUGGUGAAUAACCCGGCCGAUGUGAUGCGGGCGUUGGUGUCGCUUCACAUGUUUGAAGAUAUGAAAGAUGAAGCCAGCGUGCUGACAAGAGAAUUACUAUCACGCUUCAUGAGGCGUCCGAUAGUGUUUUCUUGUAUGUGGAUGGCGUCAGGAUUGAGACCUGAAGCGGUAUUCAGAGCCUUCGGCUUUGAUUGGAACAAGUUGGACCGCAUAUCGCUAAUAUUUUUGGACGAGUUGAUGGAGUAUAUAGGCCUGUUCAAAGAAGUGCACCCGAGUACCUCCAGCGCUGAUGACACGGCGAAACUAUUGUUUGAUUUUAAAGAUGCGAAAGGACUGGAUGCUCAUCUCAAGGAGAUUGCUGAUCAACCUGGAUAUGACGCCCUCGCUAGUUCGCUACAUGAUCUUUACCUCGAUGUUGAAGACUUCAACCCUCGCGCGAAAAGGGAGUAUUACGGGCCUGCCAUCAGAAGACAUUUAUCACAUGAAUCUACUCUCGUCGAUGACGACAAAUUCUGGAAUUUUGCCGGACUGAAAGGACCAAUAGACGUGAAGGCACUGAAAAAGUACUUGGAUCAUAACACAGCCAAUGGUCAAAAGCGCAUUAGCGCACGUGAGAUCAUCAAAGCUUUGUUGUUGACUACAGGUCCGACCGAUGUGGCGCAGGCACUGUCAUUGCUUUAUGCCUCGAACCUAGGAAAACAGGAUGCGAUCGAGUUGUCGAAAAACCUGGUUUUACACUACUUUCAAGAACCAGGAGUAACAUCCCGCCUGUGGAUGGAGCUGGGAUUGGACCCCAAAAACAUUUACGACAUGCUCUCGUUUCGCUCUGCCAAGAUAUAUGAAAUACUUCCGCGUCACGUGUAUGAGUGGUUCACAUACAUUGAGCUGUACAGAGCGGCGCAUUCGAAGUCGGCAUUAGGCCCCGAAGAGGCAGCAAACCUUUUGGUUCGGAACGAUGGAACAAAAGGACUGGGCGCGUGGGUUACGCGCUUAAAAAAGUUUCGUGAGUACAAGGAUGUUGCUAACACGCUAAGCAAAAUUUACGAAAAAAGACGGACAAAGGAGGCUAACACGCUUCUUGCGAACACGGGGACGUAG
Messenger RNA from Hyaloperonospora brassicae, 1554 nucleotides. Lineage: Eukaryota; Oomycota; Peronosporomycetes; Peronosporales; Peronosporaceae. The record is from the annotation of a GenBank genome assembly.